Pedinophyceae sp. YPF-701 is the source of this 930-nucleotide messenger RNA. The record is from the annotation of a GenBank genome assembly. Lineage: Eukaryota; Viridiplantae; Chlorophyta; Pedinophyceae.
AUGAUGCGUGUGCGGUUCACGGAGCGGCUGAGGAGCAACAUCGCGGACGUGUCUGGCGAGCUCACCGGCGACCAGUGGCAGAGCUUCUCGAGGGCAGUGAGCGGGGAGUGGGAGGGGGUGUGCUGCGUGUUCACGGGCCGCGGCCACCUCCUGGAGAUCCCGGAGCUGUACGUUCCGGCCGCCUUCCGCGAGUGGGACGUCACCCUCUACGACUGGCAGACGCAAGCGAGCUCGACUGUCCGAGAGGGCACCUUCACGCGCAUGUCGAAGCAGCUGAUGCCGACCGCGGGCUGCGAGGCCGACGCCGUUGCGUUCGAGGAGGAGAUCCAGGAGGCGGGCAACACCCCCGGGAGCGGCCUGGCGCCGCUGCCCGACGGCGGCUACUCCAUCGGACCCACUGCGCUGGACAGCUCGAAAAAGGAGCUGGCGGAGCACUGCGUGCCGGUGGGCGACGGGUACCGCGUGCGCGUGUCGCAGUCGCUGCGGAACUGGACGGGCGCCCCGGGCAAGUGGUCGGUCGCGGAGGUGAAGGUGUUUGAGGAGGAGUUUGAGGGGGAGUAUAAUGCUGGCACAGAACUGUUCGCGUGCGGGGCCGGGACGCGCAAGCUGUCCGACCGCGAGGCCCUCGACGCUGCGAAGGAGCUCGCGGGCGACUGGGUGGUUGCGGAGGGGUACCCGUGCACGUGGGCGGGGGCGGAGGGUGCUGGGGACGCGGAGGAGUGGUUGGGGGGGGUCCGGGCGGGCGGGGAGGGGGUGGUGAUGCUGCCCGGCGGCGCGUGGUCGCGCGUGACGGCCAGCGAAGCGGGCGUGAUGAUUGAGGCCGGGGUGAUGGAGAGGGGGGGUUCGGGGCGCGUGGUGGUGUGGCGGCGGUGGUACGAUGGGCAAGGGCAGCUCACGGGCAUCGCCGCGGCGAGACUGACGAAGGGCUGA